CCUUCGUCAAGCGUGACUAUUUUCAGCUGUUGGGGGCGCCCUACAUCUCCAGCUGGCGUGAAAAAGACUGUCCGUUAUUCAAGACACUGUCGUCCUGUCACUCAAUCAAGAGUACAUUGCCAAAGGAGACGAUACUCUUAACCUUCGACCUGGUGAUGAAGUUGCUGUAAUUCCACCAAUCAGUGGAGGCUAACAUCAAACAAUCUGUAUAAAAUGGAAGGCAAAGAUUUUAUCAAAGUUACUCACAACCCAUUGAGUGUUGAAGAUAUAACAAAGAUGGUUACAUCACCAACAUCUGGUGCCAUAUCUUUAUUCAUAGGAACAACUAGAAACAAUUUUGAUGGCAAGGAGGUUGUCUGUUUGGAGUAUGAGGCUUAUAUUCCAAUGGCAGAGAAGCAAAUCCAAAUCAUCUGUCGGGAUGUUAGGACAAAAUGGAAUGUGGAAAAUAUUGCAGUAUUUCAUAGACUUGGGGUUGUUUCUGUAACAGAGUCUAGUGUAAUCAUAGCAGUAUCUGCACCACAUCGUCAUCCGUCAUUAGAAUCAGUACAGUAUUGCAUCGAUACACUGAAAACUACAGUUCCUAUAUGGAAGAAGGAAAUGUUUGCAGACGGAGAAGGAACUUGGAAGGAAAACAAAGAGUGUCAAUGGAGGAAGACGUGAUGAAAAACAUAGGACUUCCCGUAGAAUAUGCCAAUUUGCUAAAUCUUUAUCAAUGAUUAUUAAUUGCCCAUGAGAGGCUUACUACUACUUCUACUAAUAAUAAUAAUAAUGCAUUUAUAAUGCGCCAUCUAUCUAGUGUACAAGACCCUAUUCCGAGGCGC
Asterias rubens (European starfish) is the source of this 821-nucleotide messenger RNA. RefSeq names its product molybdopterin synthase catalytic subunit-like. The transcript is spliced from 6 exons. The record is from RefSeq and is a predicted model, not a curated record. Bases 214 to 660 code for a protein of 148 amino acids. Gene Ontology annotation, molecular function: molybdopterin synthase activity. Gene Ontology annotation, biological process: Mo-molybdopterin cofactor biosynthetic process. Lineage: Eukaryota; Metazoa; Echinodermata; Asteroidea; Forcipulatida; Asteriidae. Gene Ontology annotation, cellular component: cytosol.